AUGGGGACCACAGAAGCCACUUUGCGGAUGGAAAACGUGGAUGUGAAGGAAGAGUGGCAAGAUGAGGACUUCCCAAGACCUCUCCCGGAAGAAACAGGGAUGGAGUCACUGGGCAGCCCUACAGAAGAUGAGAACACAUCCUCUCCCCCCAAUACUUUAAACUUUAACGGGGCGCAUCGUAAGCGGAAGACACUUGUUGCACCUGAAAUCAACAUUUCCCUGGACCAGAGUGAAGGCUCCAUUCUCUCCGAUGACUUCCUGGACACACCAGAUGACCUGGACAUUAAUGUGGAUGAUAUCGAAACUCCUGAUGAGACAGAUUCCCUCGAAUUCCUGGGGAAUGGGAACGAACUGGAAUGGGAAGAUGACACUCCUGUGGCCACAGCCAAGAACAUGCCAGGGGACAGUGCAGACCUGUUUGGGGAUGGUGGGACAGAAGAUGGGAGUGCUGCUAACGGCCGGCUUUGGAGGACUGUCAUCAUUGGGGAGCAGGAGCACCGCAUCGACCUCCAGAUGAUCAAACCCUACAUGCGAGUGGUGACACACGGAGGAUACUAUGGAGAAGGUCUCAAUGCCAUCAUUGUCUUUGCUGCCUGCUAUCUGCCAGACAGUAACCUGGCUGAUUACCACUACAUCAUGGAGAAUCUCUUCCUAUACGUGAUCAGUAGCCUGGAGCUGCUGGUGGCUGAGGACUAUAUGAUUGUGUACCUGAAUGGAGCAACGCCCCGCAGGAGGAUGCCAGGCCUGGGCUGGCUGAAGAAAUGCUACCAGAUGAUAGACAGAAGGCUGCGUAAAAACCUCAAAGCAUUGAUAAUCGUGCAUCCCUCGUGGUUCAUCCGGACAGUGCUGGCGAUAUCCAGACCCUUCAUCAGUGUGAAGUUUAUCAACAAGAUCCAGUAUGUUCACAGCCUGGAGGAACUGGAGCAACUCAUCCCAAUGGAGCAUGUGCAGAUCCCAGAUUGCGUCUUACAAUAUGAAGAAGAGAGGAUCAAGGCCAGAAAAGAAAGGGCAGAAGAGAAACAAGACAUGGCUGAGAAGGAAAGCAGGCCUGUGCCCCCAGCAGAAGAUCAGGAAACCAG
This is a messenger RNA of Nestor notabilis (Kea), 1079 nucleotides long. It is a transcript of the gene ATCAY, whose product is annotated as ataxia, cerebellar, Cayman type. Gene Ontology annotation, cellular component: cytoplasm. The annotation marks the transcript as partial. NCBI's taxonomy places the organism in Eukaryota, Metazoa, Chordata, Aves, Psittaciformes, Psittacidae. The record is from RefSeq and is a predicted model, not a curated record. The transcript has 11 exons. Gene Ontology annotation, biological process: apoptotic process.